This is a messenger RNA of Venustampulla echinocandica, 1668 nucleotides long. RefSeq lists its product as uncharacterized. Gene Ontology annotation, cellular component: membrane; cell surface; extracellular region. The coding region runs from base 1 to 1668 and encodes 555 amino acids. The record is from RefSeq and is a predicted model, not a curated record. Lineage: Eukaryota; Fungi; Ascomycota; Leotiomycetes; Helotiales; Pleuroascaceae. Gene Ontology annotation, biological process: glucan catabolic process. The transcript is spliced from 7 exons. Gene Ontology annotation, molecular function: beta-glucosidase activity; serine-type endopeptidase activity.
AUGAAUAUUCUCGCCCUGACGCCCCUGUUGGAGAGGUUUGAAGCUGAAUAUGGGACGCUUACAACAUUGGCGCUUUUCCUGGGUCCUCUAUCCACGAUUCCGGCGUUGAUUUAUACGUUUAUUGAGAGGGUUAUUCUCCGCAUGAAUACCACGGUGUUGGGUGCUAGUAUAUGGGUGUUUACGCUCCUGGCUAUGGAAGCUAUGAAGACGUAUAGGGCGAAUCCGCAUUUUCUCCUGGGGUCGUACAAAAUCCCAACGUGGACAACGCCUCUUGUUAUGGUGAUAUUCGUCUCGGUCCUGAUCCCGAACACUAGUUUCUUAGGGCAUAUGUGCGGGCUGGCGUUUGGAUAUGGAUGGGGUCUGGGGUAUCUGAAAUUCCUAGCACCGCCAGAGAAAAUCCUUCGAUGGAUAGAAGGGAAGCUUAACCUGCUGGGGAGACUGCCACAUUAUGUAUCCGUGGAUCAGAAGACAUAUGGCAGAUUCGGUGUUCUCCCCACAUCAUCACACGCGAGUGCGUCGGCGGCGGAGAAUGGAAUAGGGAUGGGGCUGUCCCGUCGCCUCGGCCAUCAUGGAAUAGCCAACGUCCCCCCAUAUGUCAUUGAAAGAUACCCUCACGCCUUUGUCUCCGUGGUCAAGAUCAGAGAAUUAGGCAAUGAAUAUGAAUAUACUAAUAUACAACCGCCGAGGAUUACCUUGUGCUUUAAGAGCUGGCGAUCUUACGGUGCAAGUGACCCAGGUGUUAGGCCGAGGCGAAGGCAACGCGCACCCAAGGCCUCAAUUAUAAUACCGACGCUCACGUACCGAUAUAACACUGUAAACACAGUAUGUGUACAUAUCUACUGGCUGAGCGGUCCCGAUGGCAGCGUCAAUGCCCAGCGGACGCUGGACAUCCACGAUCAGCUGUCCCAGUUCUUUGCGCAGGACCGGUACCGGAACAUCGUGGUCUUCUACGGCCUCCUGAAUGAGCCCACCCUGACUCCGUCGCAGAGUAAGCUCAUCUCCUGGACCCAGGCGGCGUACAAGAUCGUCCAUGAUAAUGGGGUGGGCGCCAUCCAGGUCUUCAGCGAGUCCAUGCGUGGUCUGUCGCCCUGGCAGGGCAAACUCACGGGCUACGGCGACUCGCUGGCCAUCGACGUCCACGAGUACACCAUCUUUGACGACGUCGUGGGGGAAUGGUCCCAGGCUGACACGGACUGUGCCGAGUCCCUGAAUGGCGUGAGUACCGGGUCCCGUUGGGAGGGGACCUUCUCUGGCUCCAGUUCCCCCCAUUGCCCGACCAAGGACCAGAGGAAGCGCAAGUACUAUCGGUUGUUCCAAUGGUUUUUUGCUCUACUCUCCGUGCAUACUGACCAUGCAGUUUUGAAUAACAAUACAGAGCAGGAGCCCCUAGAUAGCGAGGCUGAUAACGACGAAAAGAAUGACUCUGCAGCAAAUGGUAGGGACGGAAAUACUAUGUAUGACAGCGAAAAUGAUGAGGAGGAGGAUGUGAACGACUAUGACAAUAAUGGAUAUAUUUCUGAAGAGGAAGCAGAUGAGAGUGAAAGAGAUGAUGAGUCCAUGGAUGAGAACAGCCAAGCCAGCCAUGACACAGUUAUCGAUGCAACUAAAACAGCCGACGUGACGAUGAAGUUAGAGGAGACAGCACCACCAACUUAUCAAGACAUUUAG